AUGUACUUCUUCCUUACACAGUUGGCUACAAAUGACAUUCUACUGACAUCAGCCAUUGUUCCGAACACAAUCAAUGUUUCAUUAAAUGAUGGUGGAACAAUUUCAUUUUUUGGCUGCAUGGCCCAGUUUUAUUUUUUUGGUGCAUCAGAAACCUCAGAGUGUCUUCUUCUGACAGUGAUGUCCUAUGAUCGAUACUUGGCCAUCUGUAAACCAUUGCAUUAUUCUGUUUUAAUGAAUAGAUGGCUUUGUUUGAAACUGGUUAUUGUGUCUUGGAUGUUAAGCUUUUCAAUAAUUCUGAUUGAUACUUUAUCAUUAUCUAUGUUAGAUUUCUGCAAAUCAAAUAUUAUUGACCAUUUCUUUUGUGACCUGGAUCCAUUGAUGAAAAUUUCUUGCUCGGAUACAUAUUUUCUUCAGUUAGAAGUUUCUUUACUAAGUACUCCAGUUGCAGUUGUGCCAUUUAUAAUGAUUGUGAUAUCAUAUACCUAUAUUAUUCUUGCCAUACUGAAGAUCCAGUCUAUGGCUGCUCACCUGAGUGUGGUGAUCAUGUGUUUUGGAACUCUAAUUGGCAUUUAUGUUCUCCCAAGCAGAGAACAAACACUAAACACUGGUAAGAUCCUGUCAUUGUCUUAUACUAUGGUGGUCCCUCUGCUGAACCCCAUUAUCUACAGCCUACGAAACCAUGACAUUAAGGAAGCCUGGAAGAAACAUAUUAGAAAAAUGCUUGUUAUAUGA
This is a messenger RNA of Staurois parvus, 732 nucleotides long. NCBI's taxonomy places the organism in Eukaryota, Metazoa, Chordata, Amphibia, Anura, Ranidae. The record is from the annotation of a GenBank genome assembly.